AUGUCCCAACUCGAAAAGCUCUCGCUCGAUCACGCCACUUGGGUCACCGAUGAAGGGAUUGCCCAACUGGCCGAGCUGAAACAGUUGAAAGUCUUUAACACAAAUAGUGUGCAGCUCACCGACCAGGUCCUUAAAACCAUCGGAGGUUGGCCGCAGUUGGAAGAGCUUUCGAUUGGUCUAACGCCGGAGUCUUCGGAUUCGUUGGAUACGAACCUGAGGCAUCUUGCGAAACUGAAGCAGUUGAAGAAACUGACACUCUUUCGCGCGCAACUUACCGAUCAUUCGCUGGAAAUGAUUGUGAAACUACAAGAGCUUGAAUCGCUGACGCUUUCUGACAACGAACUUACCGACGCCGGCCUGGCCACGCUCAAGCAGCUUCCUAAACUGAAGAACCUCGGCUUGUGCGGUAACUUCGUGACUACCGAAGGACUCCAACAGUUGGAAACCUUCCCGGCACUCGAAACCGUGGUCAUCAGUGAAGAUGUUAAGCCGCCGAAAGAUAUCUCCAAGACGCUUCAGUUCGUCAGCGGACCUCCUCGCCAA
Molecule: messenger RNA, 543 nt
Organism: Symbiodinium sp. CCMP2456
Lineage: Eukaryota; Dinophyceae; Suessiales; Symbiodiniaceae
Source: the annotation of a GenBank genome assembly